Molecule: messenger RNA, 3496 nt
Organism: Nematostella vectensis (starlet sea anemone)
Lineage: Eukaryota; Metazoa; Cnidaria; Anthozoa; Actiniaria; Edwardsiidae
Product: ubiquitin carboxyl-terminal hydrolase 31
Exons: 10
Coding region: 277-2742 (821 amino acids)
Biological process (GO): protein deubiquitination
Molecular function (GO): cysteine-type deubiquitinase activity
Source: RefSeq, a predicted model, not a curated record
UAUUUUGUUUUUUGUUUUUGGAUCGCUACACCAAGUAACUCAAGUACGCAUUAUAUUACCACAGGGAGCCCAACCAAUCUGCCACUCCCACCCCACCCCUUGCGUACUAUAUUACGCAUGCGCACUUAGGAGGCAAGGCUAACGCCGCCAUCAUAUCGAAAAGAACAACAACAUUCCAGCUGAAAUAUUGCGCCUGGAUCACAUAAUUACUUCAAAAUACCUUUAUAGCAUGUGAACUACAUUACUGGAGAGUACAACUGAGUUUUUUUUUGCAGUAUGAGUUUUAAAUCCCGAGCCGCAAGCUUGGGCGAACUUAAUGGCGGUCAGAGUGAAAGAUCCGAAGAAACUAUGGAAAGAUGUAAAAGUUCGCGAAGUUUAGCGAAGAAGAAAAGCUUUCGCUUUGGUUCGAAGAAUCGUGAAGAAGGGAGAAAACUCUCUCGAAAAGCAUCCAUGAAGUCUGUGUCUAAUAUGAUACAAAAAAUCGUGGUUAAAAUGAGUUCUGUUGCGGUUCAACUACCGGCGAACGAAACUUCAUCGAGUAAUGGCGAUUUGACAAGAGUCGAAAAUGCCUCUUACAAACAGCGAAAUAGCGACGAUAAUUUAACAACCAACAAACUUGACAGCGGCUAUGAUAGGACUCCAGAGGUGUUUUCUUUAACAGGACUAAAAAAUCACGGGAAUACGUGCUUUAUAAAUGCUAUUAUACAGUGUUUGGCACAUACGGAUUUAUUGGCCGAGUAUUUUGUCAUGGGGGGCUAUAAACAGGAUUUGAAACUACGUAAGGGGCAAAUCAAGAAAUUCGGCACUAAAGGGGAAGUGACGGAGAAGCUAGCGGUUUUACUCAAGAGCUUGUGGUACAGCGAGUAUUCAGGUGAAGUGAGUAGCGAGUUUAAAUCGGUGGUUGGAAAACAUGGAGCCCAAUAUCGGGGCUAUUCGCAACACGACGCGCAAGAAUUCUUGCUUUGGUUACUUGAUAUAGUUCACGAGGACCUAAAUCGAGCGACAAAACGAAAGUACAAAGCUAAUAAGGAUAACUUAGGUCGCUCUGAUGAAUGCAUAGCUACAGAGGCUCUGAACAAUCACCUUCGCUGUAAUGACAGUUUCGUACUAGAUCUAUUCCAAGCACAAUACCGAUCUGCACUUUCUUGUCCCAAAUGCAAGCAGAAGUCCACUACAUUUGAUCCCUUUCUGUGUCUGUCCCUCCCCAUACCUCAGAGAAGCCUCAGGCCAUUGCUUGUGACCAUUGUGUUUGUUGGCGCGUCUAGGGCGCCGCUAAGAAUAGGAGUGAGCGUUCCUAUAAGUGGGAGUAUAUCUGAUCUCUGCGCAGCAAUAUCCGAGAUGACCGAUAUCCCAUGCAGCUCUCUCAUUAUCACUGAACUCAGUUCUGAUGGCUUUAAUCGACGUUUCUAUGCCAACCAGCCGUUAAGCAUCAUUCAUGAUAGUGAUGCCAUAUAUGGAUUUGAAGCACCACAGAGAUUGUACCCAUCCCAACAGAAUGAUGGAUGCUCUGUGACCUCUCCCGGUAUGCCGGAAGGUCCUGACUCUAUAGUCAUUCUGUUGUUGAACAGCCAAGGUCAGGGAAGACAAAUUCGUAGGUUUGGUCAACCAUUUGUAGUCCAUGUGCUACAGGAGCUAAGCUUUUCUAAACUGCAAGCCUUGUUUCUCCAUGAGAUGGACAGGAUGCUUUUAGACAAUGCUGACUUUCAGAUUAAAAAGCACAGGCAGCUAUUUCGGUUGCGUGUGAUGAAUGGCUUGGCUGGGCGGAGUUACCUAUCAUCUGAACUAGACCACCCCCUGUACACUGCAACUGUCGAAAGUGCCCUGACAUACAACAAGGGCUCCACAGGUCCUGCACACAUCAGAAUGGUGUUGGAAUGGGAAUCAGAGCUGAGGAACAGGUUAGGCAUAACAAACAGCUGCAUCAAGCCAGAUGUCCAAGAUAGCCCAGAAGAGCACACCAGUGUGCAGAAUGUCCAGAAUCUGUUCAGCAACACCCACGCUGUCAACCUAGAUAACUGCUUUGAGCUCUACACCAAAGAUGAAACGCUGGGCCUGGACGAUGCAUGGCUGUGUCCGAGAUGCAAAAAGUUACAGCAAGGCACAGUCAAGAAGCUUAGCCUCUGGUCUCUACCCGAGGUUCUCAUCAUACACCUCAAGAGGUUCCGCCAGUGUCCAUCUGGUCGUACAAAGCUGCACACGCUAGUGGAAUUCCCUGUGAAUGACCUUGAUAUGUCACCCCACCUUGAGCCCCGACACAAGAUCAUACCCGACACCCACUCGGUACUCACCAACUGGCCCCACUGGCGACGUACCAGAAGAAGCUCGGGCGUGGCAGGGGAGGACAACCUGUACGACCUGUAUGCUGUUUGUAACCACCUCGGCAACAUGAGCGGGGGUCACUACACGGCACACUGCCGUAACCCUACGGAUGGGCAGUGGUACCUGUACGAUGACACUAGGGUAGAGCAGGUCCCGGUUAACCAAGUAACCACACAGGCAGCCUAUCUUCUAUUCUACGCUCGCCGUAACCUCGGCUGCUCCUCGGCAUCUGAGUCGUCGGGCUCGUUAGACCACUGGACGCGAAGAAUACCACCACGCGUGUCUCGCGAGUCACUCGUGACAAGCUCGCGCGAGGAGCUGAACGAUGAUUCAAACAAACCACAGCAAGCCGAAGCCAUUGACGCCCCGAAGGAGCCGAGCAUGGGACCCGAGGGAACAGUCGUCGCUGAGUCAUGUGUAUAGCCGAGUAUAGGGGGAUGCAGUAGCUAUUACCCUUCCAAGCUAGGGGUAGGGGUAGGCACAGUAAGCUGGCGUACCUCCCUCCCCCCACCCUCGCCGCGACAAGUACAUUCUUCUUAAUGAUAUACACCAAUUUCCAAAAACGUCAGUGCAAAUGACGAAUGGCACGUGGUUUCUUCUAGGUAUAAUUUAUAUCCAUAAGAAUAAGGUCAAGUAAACUUAUUGCACUAGUUAUUCAAAUUUUCUAUAUUCAAUAGAGACAUUACAAGUCUAUGGCAUUUUAAUGCCAUUUAUCAUUUGCACAGACAACGUAUUUUGAAAUAUGUAUAUAUAUACAGUAUGCAUAGAAUUGCAACCUCCCCUCUUUCUUGGCGGUAAAUCCCAGCUACAAGCCUGCUCCCCACCAAUCAGUCAACUGUUUAAAACAUAGGGAACCCUGUGUUUUGACACCAGUCCCUCCCAGCAUUAGAUCACUAAAGACCACAGGGUCCCUGAACAAGUAUUUUAUAACCAAUUAGAGCGCGCGUUAUUUUAUAACCAAUUAGAGCGCGCGUUAUUUUAUAACCAAUCGUGUAUAUAGACGAUUUGUCAUUUGUAAAACGAAAUAAAACCGAGUUCAACAACUCACGUCAAAAACUCAAUGCCAAAUUAAUUAUACAAAAGGAAUUAAACGCCGAGGAAUGUACUUUAGUACGUACAACAUUUAUUGUAUUAUUGAACAUUUGUACAUAUAAUGAAUAAAAUAAAUCGAAUUGAA